AUGUAUCGCAAACCACAACAAGUAGUACUCAAGUACCAGGUUGUUACAACUUGUAUGACAUUUUUUAUUUUAUAAAAUCGUAGCAGUGACAUAGCACAAGUUAGGACUUCGACUGCCUCUGGGGGUGGGAUAAGGGUUCAAACGUUUGAUAUGUUGAAGUAGAGUGACAAGAUUUUGGAUAGAGGCUUCCAGAAGAUGACAGUCAGGUGACAAUAGAUGAGAACACUGACACAUGAAACAUGCAAGAGGAAUGGGAUGCAAACAACACACUUUCACAAAUCGCUGAUCCACGCUGCGGUUACAGGUGUACAUGUGGGCACAAACACGUUUCGGCAACAGCGCUCUCCAAAUAGAGAUGCGAAUAAAUCGUAGCGCAUUUGCGCAACACGCUAUGAUCAUUAGGCUGUUUUGUAUUUCUAGAUGUAUGAAAAGAUCCGGUAGGGUUGGCGUUGGUUUCGUGGGUGGAAAGCGUUGAGGAUGUGUUAGGAGAUGAGGAUUGAUUUGUUUCACCUUACUAGGAAGUGAGUGUUGUGUCCGGGAAGGGGAGGGACUCCGACGACAAGUCGGGGCGCUGCUGUGCUAUUACAAGGCUGCGGCAGAGCAACGUUUUAAACCUUAAUACUCGAUUACGUGCAUGUUGUGUUUUGCUUAAGUAACGGUGAGUCAAGCUGCAAAGCAACGCAGCUUUUAUUUUUAUUUAAGAGCGCGUUUGGCCCGGCUCUGCUCGGCCCGGCACGGCCUGCAUGUGCAGAGGAAAAGCCUAUAGCGCAGGCUAAUGGCAGUUGAGCUCAUUACCGCUAGAAACGCAUGACAAGUUGACCGUGAACUUUGUCACAUUUCGGAGCAAUGUCCAGUCUGCUGUUGGUGAGAAACGGCAGGAGAGCGAUUUCGCUAAUCGGCGGGGGGCGCAGAGUAACCGACGCACUUUCAGGAGUUCAUGCGGUUGCGCGGCGCUUCAUCAUAGAUAUGUCCUACUCAGCGCACUUCAUGGAUUUUAAAGGAUCCUCCAUACCGAGCACUAUGAAAAAGCUGGUCGUUACCAAGCUUAGUCCUAAUUUCAGAGAGGCCGCCUCUCUGCAAACCGUUGCGGUUCCGACACCCGGAGACGCGGACUUGCUGGUCAGAAAUCGUUUUGUGGGAAUCAACGCCUCUGAUAUUAAUUAUACGGCAGGCCGUUACGACCCUUCGGUGAAGCCUCCCUUUGACGCUGGUUUCGAGGGUAUUGGUGAGGUUGUCGGCCUUGGCCUUAGUGCCAGCUCCCGUUACACCAUCGGGGACACCGUGGCCUACUUCGGCAGCGGUGCGUUUGCCGAGUACACGGUGGUGCCAGCCAAGGAAAGUGUGCCCGUCCCUUCUGUGAAGCCAGAGUUCCUCACCCUGCUGGUCAGCGGUGCCACAGCCUACAUCGCCUUGAAACGUCUGGGCGACCUGGUCAAAGGUGAGACCGUCCUGGUCACAGCGGCUGCAGGAGGAACAGGACAGUUCGCCGUGCAGUUUGCCAAACAGGCCGGUUGUCACGUUAUUGGGACCUGCUCAUCCAAUGAGAAAGCUGGCUUCCUUAAAUCCAUUGGUUGCGACAGGCCGAUCAACUACACCGCAGAGGACCUGGCCAAGACGCUGAGGAAAGAGUACCCAAAAGGCAUAGAUGUGGUUUAUGAGUCAGUGGGAGGCAGCGUUUUGGAACUUGCAGUGAAUUGUUUGGCAAAUAAAGGCCGGCUGAUAGUGAUUGGCUUCAUCUCGGGGUACCAGACUGCAUCAGGGAUCCCACAGUUCAGAGGUGGAACACUACCAGUCAAGCUGCUCCAGAAGUCGGCCAGUAUUCGGGGUUUCUUCCUGCCCCACUUCAUCAGUGACUACAGGGAGGCUCUGGGUAGCAUGAUGCAGAUGUUUGCCAAGGGAAAGCUAGUGUGUGAGGUGGACUGUGGGGAUUUGGCACAGGGGGGGAGGUUUGUAGGUUUGGAGUCAGUCUUCCAGGCUGUAGACUACAUGUAUGCUGGGAAAAACCUGGGCAAGGUCGUGGUUGAAGUGGCACCACCCUCUGUUAGUAAUAGUAAGCUAUGAUUUAACUAAUUAAUUGCACUAAAGAAAUCAUACUUGAACCAAAAUGAUUGUUAUGUUAAAAAUGGAAAACUGUAAAUUAGGGCUUUAAUCAUUUUUAAUAGAGAUCAAGCUCUUUAUUUUUGUAAGAUGAUUGAUAUGGCAUUGAAAGUAAAGCUGCAUAAUGCUUUCACAAAGCAACUUUAAUUUCUGCUAUCGUGACUGAAAACUAUGUGCAAUAAAAACUGAUUGUUUUGUUAUUUA
Messenger RNA from Thunnus maccoyii (southern bluefin tuna), 2301 nucleotides. Its product is annotated as prostaglandin reductase-3-like. The transcript is spliced from 2 exons. NCBI's taxonomy places the organism in Eukaryota, Metazoa, Chordata, Actinopteri, Scombriformes, Scombridae. The coding region runs from base 847 to 2061 and encodes 404 amino acids. Gene Ontology annotation, cellular component: mitochondrion. Gene Ontology annotation, molecular function: zinc ion binding; oxidoreductase activity. The record is from RefSeq and is a predicted model, not a curated record.